This is a messenger RNA of Aedes aegypti (yellow fever mosquito), 3679 nucleotides long. It is a transcript of the gene e, whose product is annotated as tyrocidine synthase 3. Bases 624 to 3278 code for a protein of 884 amino acids. NCBI's taxonomy places the organism in Eukaryota, Metazoa, Arthropoda, Insecta, Diptera, Culicidae. The record is from RefSeq and is a predicted model, not a curated record. The transcript has 7 exons.
CCGUCAAGAACGUUUGGAGAGGGCCUCAUAUAAAAGCAUUGGCAAGCCGUUCCAGCUCAAUUAGUUUGUUUUAAAAAUUCCUAACAGAAACACGCGUUUCUCCGACCGUUUGUCAAAUUUUGGUCCAGUGAUUGACCGAUCCUAGCCUAGUACCAUUCCAGUAGACGAAGAACCAAUCGACGGUUUAUCAGUGAUUGGAAAAACGGUACAUUAGUACAUCCUGGCCAUAGUUGCUCGCGGAAAUCCUCUCCAAACGGGAACAUUUUUUUCUUACUCUCAAUCCGCACCGUAUGUCGUCGUGAUAAGCGCGAGGAAAAUCCAGUGUCGAAGAGAAAAUUUUGGGGAUUCGUAAAUCAGAAGAAACGCGUGAGAGUUUAUGUGAUAAGAAUUUUGAUAAGCGAAAGUGAAAAUUGUGACACACAAGUGGAGUAAUACGCAAAAGAGAGAAUAUUGCUGCGAAGAAAGUUUUCCCGAAAGAAACGGAAAGGCGAACCUCUGGGUGAUAAAUCUAUCAGUGUGUGCACCAGUGUCCUGCAUCGCAAAACGAAACGGAGUUUUAGGAUAACGGUCGACAUAACGAAGUAAAUCAACUUUCCAGAAGAACUUAAGACACCAACACUACCAUGGGUACCUUGCAACAAUUGGCCGUCAUCAAGGGACAGCAGCGUGGAUUGAUCCCUGCCCUUCUACAUCGGAACUUCGAGGCCAACGUUGAUAAAUUCUGUGGAACCGAUUUGGCGCUGAUUUUCAACGAUGACAGCCGAGGCCUCACCAAGACCAACUACAACGUUUUGAACUCGACGGCCAACCGCGUGGCGGCGGCCGCCAUCGACGAUAUCAUAAAUUGUCACAAAUCGCAACCGAAUCGGGACGGAGAUUACAUCAUCGCCGUUUGUAUGCAGCCUAGCGAUCGGCUGGUGACGACUUUGUUGGCAAUUUGGAAAGCCGGUGCCGCCUAUCUCCCGCUGGAUCCGACCUUUCCGCCGAACCGUAUCGAGCACAUUCUGAACGAGGCACAACCGGUGCUGGUCAUUCACGAGGACUACGAAAAUGUGGCCGUGUUCGGCGCAACGCCGGCUGUUUCCUACAACGAUCUCAGGAAAAAGGCUAGCGACAUCAGCAAUGCGAACAUUCUUCCGCAGCAAAUGCUGGGCGUGGGCAUGAACGAACUAGCUUUGGUACUAUACACCUCCGGAAGUACGGGCGUUCCUAAAGGUGUCCGAUUGAAUCACGCCACCAUUCUCAAUCGCUUGCAAUGGCAGUGGAACCGAUUCCCCUACUCGGAAACGGAAAAGGUUGGUAUAUUCAAAACUGCACUAACCUUCGUCGAUUCCGUCACGGAAAUCUGGGGUCCCCUGUUGAACGGGAUGGCCAUCGUGGUCGUUCCCAAGAAGGUAACCAACAACCCGGAGAGACUCGUUGAACUGCUCGAGGAGUACAAAAUCGAGCGCCUGGUUUUGGUCCCAACCCUGCUGCGGUCAUUGCUUCUCUAUCUGCCACUUCAGAACAAACAACUUUUGUACAACCUCCGCAUCUGGGUAUGCUCCGGAGAGCCUCUACAGCUAUCGCUGGCAAAAGAGUUCUUUGACUACUUCGAAGAGGGAGUUCAUCAGUUGUGUAACUUCUACGGAUCAACCGAAGUUAUGGGAGACGUCACGUACUUCGUUUGCGAAUCCAAGAAACAACUCAGCAAUUUUGAGAAAGUUCCUAUUGGGUAUCCUCUGGAUAACACUGUGAUAUACAUCCUUAAUCCAGAACUUCAACCGGUUAAACCCGGUGAUAUUGGAGAACUGUUCGUAUCGGGGUCGAACCUGGCUCAGGGCUACGUCAACGGUCGUGAUCCACAUCGCUUUAUCGAUAACCCACUGGCCGUAGACCCCAUCUACUCGAGACUCUACCGCACGGGAGAUUUCGCUUCAGCCACAAAGGGAUGUGUCUACUACGAAGGUCGCACUGAUUCCCAGAUCAAGAUCCGUGGUCAUCGAGUAGACUUAUCAGAAGUGGAAAAGAAUCUUCUGUCGCUGCCUGGCGUCGAUAAAGGUAUUGUUCUAUGCUAUCACGCUGGAGAAAUCGACCAAGCCUUGCUCGGAUUCAUCACGGUCGAAAAGGACUCUACUCUACAAACUGGAUUACAAAUUGAAGGCGCACUGGAGAGCAAGCUUCCACACUACAUGAUCCCGCAGGUCAUCAUUCUUGACAGCAUUCCACUCUUGGUCAACGGUAAAAUCGAUAGACAAAGUCUGUUGAAAAUGUAUGAGAACACAAACAACAACGAUGACGCCACCAUCGAGAUCGAGUAUGACUACACCGGUGUUCCGGAGUGCAAAAUGGCUAUGGCCCAGGAUCUUUUCACCACUGUGGGUCAGGUCAUUGGACGCUCUACGCGUAGUAAAAUUUCACUGCAAAGCAACUUCUACGAAUUAGGAGGAAACUCGUUGAACUCGAUCAUCACUGUAACACAACUCUGCCAGAAAGGUCACGCGAUAAGUAUUACCAGUUUCAUUGGUGCCGAAAACCUGGCAGAAAUUUUAGAUAAAAUGUACAGCAACCAGCAGCACAUUUCCGAACACGAACAAACUGUUGGAAACGGUUCUUCCGUUACUCCAGAAUUUGAAUUCGAGUACAAAUUGAAGCUCUCUGCGCAUCCACUGGCCGACGAACACAAGGAAGACGCGAUCAACAUCCUGACGUACAGUUUCUACGAAAAAGCUGAUCUGGAACGAUGGAUCAAACCGUUGAUCCGGGAGCAGGACUAUCGGGAUAUUCUGGAGACCAUUUGGGAUGUUUUGAUCGAAAAGCAGCUCAGCUUCAUGAUCAAGGAUGAAACCGGAAAAUCGGUGGGUGUCUCUCUGAAUUUCGAUGCUCAUGACGAACCGGAGCCAGAAGUGAACAAUAACCUAGUGAUAAUCUUUGAGUUCCUUGAAUACGUGGAAAAACCUAUUAGGGAACAAAAGUUACCACAGGGUAAGAAUCAGAUUCUACACUCGUUCAUGAUGGGUACCUGUGCAGAGCUGAGCGCUCAAGAAAACAUCGAGGCUAUGCACUUUAUGGAGAGCGAAGUGCUUAAGAUCGCGAUCCGGCGGAACUUUGCGGGUAUUCUGACGACUAACACCAGUCCGCUAACCCAGCAACUUGGAUCAAACGUUUACAAGUACGAAACCAUGCUAGAUUACAAAAUCAAUCAGUACGUCUACAGUGACGGAAGCCGACCGUUUGGCAAGGCGGGAGACGAUCAGCGGGUGAUCGUGCACUGGAAGGACAUCCGAAAACAGCACUGAACGUGUUCCCCAAAGAUGGUUGAAAGGGCUAUUGGCAUAAUUAGUAGUGUUCUAGGUACCAUAUUUAUCGCUGCAAUAAUGAUCUAAUUUAAUGGCUACACAAGAAUAGGCUAAGAAACCAUGGAACAGUAUGUCGAAAUGUAACCAACCGUAGAUAUUGAUAGCAAAUGUAAACUGUAAGGUAUUGCACUGAUUGUGCUGCAAGAAUCUUUACGAGUUAGUUGUAGCACUAGGUGUGUAAGUGAUAUUUUAAUUCUUAGGUUGAUCGUACAAACAAGGUGGUCUUAGACAAGUGAGAAAGGAAACUGUGAGAGGAUGUUAGUUUUGUAAGUUAUUUGUUUCUGGAUUUUAAGGAAACUACUAUUUAUGACAAUAAAUCGAAUUAUGACUCAUUCGUGAAA